Panonychus citri (citrus red mite) is the source of this 1993-nucleotide messenger RNA. It is a transcript of the gene Tmhs, whose product is annotated as LHFPL tetraspan subfamily member 3 protein-like. The coding region runs from base 596 to 1522 and encodes 308 amino acids. The record is from RefSeq and is a predicted model, not a curated record. The transcript has 3 exons. Lineage: Eukaryota; Metazoa; Arthropoda; Arachnida; Trombidiformes; Tetranychidae. Gene Ontology annotation, cellular component: plasma membrane. Gene Ontology annotation, biological process: sensory perception of sound.
ACAAACAACUUUACCUGAACUUUUGCAUCUCCCUAAUCUUCAAUCAUCCAUCUUCCAUUUUCCAUCAUCAUCAUCAUCAUCUCACCAUCAACAACAACAGAACACAACAUCUUGUUCAACAGUUGAACAGACAAACAAUUUCUUACCUUUAAUUUGCUUGUUUGUAGUUAGUUUUUGGUGUUUUCGUUGUGAAAGUUUAACCUCCAUUUUGGACUAACAAUUAACAUUAAUUGUCAACCAUUGAUUGGAUUUACCUGAUUAAUUGUCAACACCAAUUGUUCAUCAAGUGAAUAAGUAGAUUAUCAAUUCUAAUUGGUUAUGUGAUGAAAACUUUUCACCUUCUAAUCAAAAACAAAGGAAAUCAACGGAAUCCUUACAUUAAUAGUAACCUGAUCAUCGUCACUCUCUGUGUUUUGUUUUAGAUAUUAAAUUGUUGACAAUUAAUUAGUUGACACUUUCAAAUAAGAUUAACAAUCCUUGUUAAUUGAUUGUCAUCAAAUCAUUACAAUCAGUUACCUUGUUAAGCGAAGGUAUUGUUUUCUCUUGAAGAAAAGACUUUUACAAUUGAACCAUAACCAAGAAUCAUCAACAGAAAAUGGAUCCAAGUAAACGGAACGGAAGCCCCGGUGGAAUCUUAUAUGACCCAGGAACACCGGAACAUUUUAAUUACUACCAUUUCCAGGCCAAUUAUCUGAGAAAUUCUCGAGCAAUCGGAGUUCUAUGGGCAGUUUUCACCAUGUGUUACGCUAUAAUUAACUUUGUAGUCUUCGUUCAACCCCAAUGGCUCGGGGACACCGAGACCAGUAAGGGGACCGGUUACUUUGGCCUUUGGAGGUCGUGUCGUCUUCUUCAAGAUGGUCAAGAUCUAAUCUGUGAAGGUCGACUAGAUGACAUCGGCUCAAUACCCACACCAGCCUUCAGAGCGGCGACAGUAUUUGUCGGACUAUCGGUGGUCAUCAUUAGCCUUUGUCUAUGUUCAUUUAUCCUCUUCUUUUUCCUUCAUUCAUCAACUGUCUUCCAUAUCUGUGGUUGGCUUCAAGCCUUUAAUUCGAUGUGUAUGCUUGCUGGAGUAUUGAUUUUCCCUGCGGGCUGGGAUGCUCCGAUAAUUAAGGAGGUUUGUGGCCGGGAUGCCGAUAAUUAUGUCGCUGGUCAGUGUGGUAUCCGAUGGGCAUACAUUUUGGCCAUGAUUGGGGUCGUCGAUUGCGCUGUACUUUCAAUAUUGGCCUUCAUUUUGGGCACUCGAUAUGUCAAAAUGCUUCCCGAUCAAUAUCUCAACAGUUCGGGCUCAGUUUACAAAGGUGAAGUUAAUAAUGGUUUCAUCGCUGACAAUGGGACCAGAAAAUCAAUGAACCUUCAACCUGUUAUGCUGAUGCCUGGAAAUGUACCAAUUCCGGAUCCGGAAAGAUACUCUGAGUAUUCAACGAAAACAGGUCGAUCACAUAAAUCGAUGCAACAAUUAUCGAUGCCGUCGCCGACUUCAUUUCAUCCAGCAGCGUUUUCUGUCAACAAUUUUCAAUUAUAAUUAACAAUCAACAAUCAAUUUCUCAUCGAUUGCUUAUCAUCAAUAUCAUCAUGAUUAAUUAAUCAUCUCAAUCACCUCAAUCAUCAUCUUCAUCUUGAUCAUCAAUUUCAUUCUGUAAUCAAUCAUUUGCUCAUACAAAUCUAAUUGCGGCCAUGCUUAAAUCUCUCGUUUUGUAUUUUGAUUACAAUUAAAUAAGUUUUUUUCUCUUCCAUUAAAACAAAUCAAUUAAAUUUCUCAUUACGAUCAUUUAAUAAUCAUCCCAAUAAUGUGUAACAAUUUUGAUCCACAAUCAAUUAAUUACUUUGUUUACUAUUAACUUGGUUUCAUUUUCAUUCAGUGACCAUUUUAAUCAUUUGAUUUUCUGUAAACAAUUAAACCUUUUUUUAGAUUAUAAUUCACAUUGACAAUCAACUAAUUGUAUAAUUAAUCUUAUGUAUCUCGUAAUAAAAAUGCCAAUUGUUUGAAAAGAGA